Messenger RNA from Magallana angulata, 3969 nucleotides. RefSeq lists its product as uncharacterized. Gene Ontology annotation, molecular function: phosphotransferase activity, for other substituted phosphate groups. Bases 62 to 661 code for a protein of 199 amino acids. Lineage: Eukaryota; Metazoa; Mollusca; Bivalvia; Ostreida; Ostreidae. Gene Ontology annotation, biological process: phospholipid biosynthetic process. Gene Ontology annotation, cellular component: membrane. The record is from RefSeq and is a predicted model, not a curated record. The transcript has 8 exons.
AGAAAGAUCCAGAGCUGCUCCGAGUGCAAAGUGUAAACACGCAGACCAAUGUUCAACCAAAAUGGGCUAUGAUGUUCUGAUUUUUGUACCAAAUGUGAUCGGAUAUGUUAGACUGAUCCUGUUUGGAGCCAGCAUUCCUUUUUUUGAACAGCCAGUUUGGUUUUUGACACUCUAUGGAAUAUCUGUUUCCCUUGAUGGUUUUGAUGGAUACUUUGCACGGAAGCUAAAUCAGACAUCAAAAUUUGGAGCAUGGUUUGAUGUUGUCAUUGAUUUAGUUAGCAGAGGAGGGCUUUGGUGUAUGCUUUACAAAUAUGGAUAUUUUAUAAUACUGGUGGAAUGGCUUACUUUUCUUGCAACACAUUCAAGAGGGCCUGAUUGGAAAACUACAGAUGAAGAAUUUCCCUAUCUAUGCAAACUUGUAAUGGCAAAAGGUUUUAGGACCCCACUUGGAGUAAUUGCUAUAUCUGGGGUCCAUGGGUUACCUAUUGCUUUGUAUUGCCAGCAGUUUUCUUUUAUGGCACCUGCAAUAUUGAACACAAUUAUCCUGAUCCUCAUUCUUGGGAGAAUCCUGGCCUUAAGAGUAGAGGUCUUCUACAUUCAGUGUCAUCUAAAAAACUUGCUACUGAGUGAAGAAAAUUCUCAACCAGUAAAUACAGAUUAAAAGAUCAAUGCAACUUCCCCACUCCAAAGAAUAUCACAUACUGCUGCUUUACUUGUUUUAAUUAAGUGCAAUUUGAUAUCAAUUUUUAUUACCAGUAAUUUGAUUCACCAACAUAUACUAAUUAAAUAAGUAUUUUUCUAUAACUUUCUCCACAAAAUUUACAUGUAAUUUGUGAGCACUGCUUUAUAAGAAUUACAAGUUUUUCUGAUAAAAAUGUACCCUGUUCAUGUAUAGAUUACUUAGGUUUUUUUUAGAUAUACAUGGUAUAUUGAUCAAUCAAACUUAAUAAUGUGUUUUAUUAUAUUCUCUAGUCAAAAUCUUAUACACUGUAUACAGGGUCAAGCAAAUGAUGAAAUUAUUCGACUUCACUAGCAUUUGCUCCAUUGAAUGAAAGAAUGUGCAGUGUUCUAUGAUAUCCAAAAUACCUCAGCAUUCAAUGUAUAGGGUAAAUUUGGUGACCCUUGACAUUGUUUCUGAUAUGGUCAUCUGUUCAAAAUUUGAGUCUAAAAAUGAUGUUAUCCUUUAUGUGCAAAUAUUUGUAUACCCGGUAAUUAUUCAAUUUAUUAAACUGGCCUGUGCACUGUUUACAUUUUGUAUUAAGUACCUAUGACAUUCAUCAGGGUAAUUAUUUUUUUUUAAUAAAAUAUCAAACUUUGCAUUAAAUGACUCAUGAUAGUUGCAUUGUCUUCCACUCAUGUUUUAUUAUACAUGUAAUGUUAUCUUUUUGUUGAAGUUUUAUAUUAUAACUGUUGAAGUCAGUUUUAUUGUCUUUUAUAACAAGAGUUUUUACUGUGUAAUUUUAGUGUUUUGAUUCAGUUUUCACUUGUGGUGUACUGCACAUUUCACCAAAGUACCGGUAGUGUAAAAAGUAUUUGUUUUAAUACAUUUUUGGUGUACUACACUUUUUACCAUACCAGUGUAAUAUUAAUGUUUUGAUACAGUUUUGGAGUUCUGCACUACACUUUUACCAUACUAGUGUAAAGGACUAUGUGCGGUUUUAUGCAUUUUUUGCCCCCAAAAUCAAAGUUUUAGAAAGAGCUUUAAAAAUAGAUGAAAGAUACUUAAAAUCAUAUUGGAAAUAAAGGUAUAAAAGGUUAUCACCACAGUGACGUCAUAAUGUAGAAAUUACGUCAUGAAGAUUGCAUUAUUUUGAUAAAUUGAUCCAUCAUGGUCCUGUAUAUCCUCGACUUGUCCAUGUAAAGAAGCUGACGAAAUUUUGUGAAUAUAUGAAAUUUUCAGUAAGCAUAUUAUAAACAAAAAUGCAGUGGCUAAAAAAUCGCAAUGGUUUUCCUAUUAAAAAGGACUAUGUGCAGUAUUAUUCAUUUUUUGCCCCCCAAAUUAAUGUUUUAUAACAAGUUUUAAAAAAAAGGUGGAAGAUAGUUGAAGUCAUAUUGAAAAUAAGUUUGUAAAAGAUUAUCACCACAGUGACGUCAUAAUGUAGAAAUUAUGUCAUGAAGAUUGUCUUAUUUUGAUAAAUUGAUGUUUUGUAGCAAAAAAUGGGUGUUUUCCGAUAACUUUUUGACUGGGAAACAUCGAGCGCAGGCUUGCUCAAGUACCAUUUUUUAGUAUAAUGUGUGAAACUAUAUGAAGAAAAACAUAUGUUAAAAUCACACUUGAGCAGACCUGUGCUCUAUACUUCCAAAUGCAAAAUACAGAACAAAAAUGAGAAUAUUUUCCUUGUUUUGCAAAUUUGCGGGAAUUAGGUCAUCUCGGUGACGUCAUAGAUAAACAGCGAAUGAGCAAAUGAUGACUAAAAUCAAGAUAAAAGUUAUAGGCAUCCUUUAUACAAUAAUUUGUGAAGAUUUUAUUUUUAAAUGAUACUAUUUAAAAAUUGGUUGAAAUCGGGGGCAGUUAUUUGACCAUACCGCACAUGGUCCUUUGUGUUUUGAUACAGUUUUUGGUGUACUACACUUUUUAUCAUUCCAGUGUAAUAUUUGCGUUUUGAUACAGUUUAGGUGUUCUGCACAUUUGACAAGUUAUUAAGUGUAGCAUAAGUGUGUUUUAAUAAUUUUAGUGUAGCUAGUGCACAUACUAACAUAGAUUUUCAUUAUUUAGACAUAUUGAGUUUUUCAGCCAAAAUGCCUGCUUCAGACAAAGUUUUUAAGUGUGUGGGUUUAUUACUCUUUCCAGUAAGAACAUCUUUUACAUUCCUACACUCCUUAUAUAUGUGACUCUUGGUCAAAAGUUCUUGUUAUGAACCUCUAGCAGCCUAGAGUAGUUGUUUUAUAUAUAUGUACAUUCUAAAUUUAUUUUGAUGUGAUGAAAUAUCUACAAAAUACAAUUUAAUCACUCCCACCAUGACAAAAAAAGUUUUCACUGUGAUAUUUAUAUUAUCUUUGUAAGUCAUAAGGAUUUUAAACAAGUUUGUUACACAUGUAAUAUAUUUUUACGUGUACAUAUUUCUUGUCUAUAUCAAAUGUUUAAUUUGUAUUAUUGAUGAACUUCAAUCAAAUUUCAAUUUUUAGUUAACACCUUAUGUUAAAUUUUUUUAUUCAGGAGGUAUAUUUUUACAAAACAUUCAAUUGCUACAAAAUGAAUACAUAUACAAAUGUGCGAAUAUUUGGUGGGAUUUCAUUUUCUUCUUGCAACUUAAAUUGUUUAGACCCUUUUUGAGAAUUUUUUUUUUCUCUGAAUGAUCUGGGCCCACUAGUUCUAUUUUAAAAAUUUCCUUGUUUCAUGUGUUACAGACAUACAUAUUUCAGUAGUGAUUUAAAUCUGAUCAAAGCCCAUUUUCUUUACAAUUCCUGGAAAUUGGAUGCACAUGUAUAUAUAUCUUUAGACAAUAUUUUCUAUCAUAUACUUAGUAUUUAGAAUUGGCUAAAAGCCACACUAAACGUAUGCGUAUUGAGUUAUAUGCAUAGUUUUAGUAUGACAUUUUAUUAGAUACAUUGCUAAGAUUCCAUUACCAGUAUAUAGGGUACUUUUAUAUUACAUGUACAAGUAUUAUACAGAUAAAUACAGGGUAUUAAUAUAUCCUUGUGACAAUCAUUUACUCAAAUAUUCUGUGAUCCUUGAUUAAUUUUUGUUGAUUAUUUUUGUUAUUUUACAAUUUUCUAGUUCUUGUGAUUUAUGCAUGCCUGGUUUCUAAUUAAUAUAUGAACCUUGUUCGUGAAUAUUUGUUAAGGUGGGUUUUUUUCAUUCAGAAUCUGAAUUCAUGGUCAGGUGUCAAAAUUUACAUAAAUCAGUUAUUAUGUGACAUGUUGGAAAGUGUUUACAAUAAUUGAUAGACUGUGGAAAUACUUUUACUUUGUAUAUAAGGAAGGAAAAUAUUGACAUUCCGUAACAAUGUGAUAAAUUUUUACAAAAGA